AUGAAGUUGGUUUCACUCGUGCUGGCCAUGGCCAGUCUCGUCGCUUCGGUCACGGCAGCGCAGGAUACAUUUCCAAUGGUUCAGGUGUCGCAUGUGGGCAGCACAGCGACGACAUCCGGACCGAGCAUCGAGGAGCAUAGUCGAGGGCUAAAAUUCCGUGCGGAUCGAGCGGACUUGACAACAGCACAGGCGGCGGGUAGGCGGUCCAUUUGGCAGGUACUUGUCGGCAGCGAGGGCAAGAAGCGGAGGGCAGUCCCUUCUCGUGUGCGUCGUCGUCGAGCUGCUACCAAAAAGCGCCAGGCCGGAUCGUGCAAAGCACCAACAUCGACACAGACCUCUUCGUCAACCACCAGUGCACCGAGUCCUUCAGCUACGGGCGUCGACACCAAGACGGCCACCAACAAGAUCAUGGCCGGAUACUGGCCCGACUGGGUCAACUCCAACUUCCCACCGGCGCAGAUCGAUUUCACCAAGUUCGACAUGCUCAACUAUGCCUUUGCGCUGCCCACGGCGCAGUUCGAUCUGUCCAUCCCCACCGACCCGUCUGGCGGGCUGUUGCGGUCGUUUGUCAAGGCGUGCAAGGCCGGUGACACCAAGGCGCUGCUGUCCAUCGGAGGUUGGGGUGGUUCGACGUACUUCUCUCCGGCGGUGCGCACUUCGGCGUCGCGCAAGACGUUUAUCACCAACAUCCUCAAGGUGUACAACCAGUACGGGCUCGAUGGGAUUGAUUUGGACUGGGAGUAUCCCGGUCAGACGGGCGCGGGGAAUCAGCUCGAUGCGAGCGAUACGGCCAAUUUCCAGACGUUCCUCACCGAGCUCCGGGCAGCGUUGCCUCAGGGCGCGUUGAUCACGGGUGCCGUCAGUCACAACCCGUGGAUGGCGAGUAACGGUCAACCGGUGCAGAGUGUGGCGAGGGCGGCGGCGGCGAUGGACUACGUCAUGAUCAUGAACUACGAUGUUUGGGGCAGCUCGAGCGUGCCCGGUCCGAACGCGCCGCUGGCGAAUCUGUGUGGCAACUCGACCCAGCCCGGUGCGAGUGCGGCCGCGGGCGUCAAGCAGUGGAGCGCAGCAGGUAUGCCGCGCAACAAGAUCCUGCUGGGCAUCCCAUCGUACGGCUACAUCAAUACCAGCGGCAAGAAGACGCUCAGGACAAGAGCGGUGGGACUGUCGAGUCUCGAUGGAAGCUCCGGGUCGGGUCAGAUCAACUUUAACAUGCUCGUGCAGCAGGGUGCGCUCAAGAAGGGCGCGGAUGGCCUGUACGAUGGCGCGGGCGGGUUUACAAAGUACUGGGACGACUGUUCCGAUACGCCCUUCCUGUCCGAUGGAAGCAGGGUCGUCAGCUACGACGAUACCAGCUCCACUUUCGACAAGGGCGCCUUUGCCAGUGCCGCAGCCAUUGGCGGCAUUAGCAUGUGGAGCAUCGAUGGAGAUACCAAGGACUGGGCGCUCGUCAAUUCGGCGAUUGCAGGUAUGAGCUCCACCACCGCCUCUUCAUAG
Molecule: messenger RNA, 1497 nt
Organism: Moesziomyces antarcticus
Lineage: Eukaryota; Fungi; Basidiomycota; Ustilaginomycetes; Ustilaginales; Ustilaginaceae
Product: glycoside hydrolase
Exons: 1
Coding region: 1-1497 (498 amino acids)
Biological process (GO): chitin catabolic process; carbohydrate metabolic process
Cellular component (GO): extracellular region
Molecular function (GO): chitin binding; chitinase activity
Source: RefSeq, a predicted model, not a curated record